GGGUUAUUUUCUGGUUAGCCGUAUAACCGGUUAAAUUUGGUCGGUUAAACGGUGCUGGUUAAAGUUACGGAUAUAAUAACCAGUCUAUAACCGAUUUUUUUAAGAAUAACCGCCCAUCCCUACGUGACAGUUGAUUGGUAUGACGUUUGACUGCCGCAUCAGGUAGUGAUGAGAAAAUACAUCGAUAGUUUCCAACAGCAUUGAUCUGAAGAUCUCUAUCUUCUUUUUCUGUCUGACAGGCUGAACUGCUUUCUUGAUCUCUACACGCUCUUGUCUGCUGCUCAAUAUCCAUGAGUCGGAACAAAAACAUGCUCUAUGAAACUGUACAAAGUAGCGUUACUUUUACAUUGCUCAUCUCUAGUCAACCAGCGCCGCCAACAUACAACAUUUUAGAAGAAAAAAGCUUUCAAUGAAAAUUGUAACCUUCGUCUUUUUAAAUCGUAUCAAAAUAGAAUCAUCAUGAAGACCACAAACAUUCCUAAAAUGAGCAAAACGUCGGCAGCUAAGCCUAUUCUCAACAAUGAAGGCAUGACCGAAAAGCCAAGAGCAGUAGUUAUGGAUGACAAGGCGUCAUGUAAGGAACUAGAUCAGUGGAUAGAGCAGUUGAAUGACUGCAAGCAGUUAACAGAAAACCAAGUAAAAACACUUUGUGAUAAGGCUAAGGAAAUAUUAUCGAAAGAAUCCAACGUGCAAGAGGUGCAAUGCCCGGUGACAGUAUGCGGGGACGUGCACGGCCAGUUUCACGACCUGAUGGAACUGUUCAGGAUAGGCGGCCGCAGUCCAGACACAAACUAUCUAUUCAUGGGCGACUAUGUAGACCGUGGCUAUUACUCUGUAGAAACCGUCACUCUACUUGUGGCGCUCAAAGUGCGCUAUAAAGAACGAAUCACCAUUCUCAGAGGCAACCAUGAAUCUAGGCAGAUCACACAGGUAUAUGGGUUCUACGAUGAGUGCCUGAGGAAAUACGGAAAUGCCAAUGUGUGGAAAUUCUUCACCGAUUUGUUCGACUACCUGCCACUAACUGCGUUGGUGGAUAGCCAGAUUUUCUGUUUACAUGGUGGGCUCAGUCCCAGUAUUGAUACCUUGGAUCAUAUCAGAGCAUUGGAUCGUUUGCAAGAGGUGCCGCACGAAGGUCCCAUGUGCGACCUGUUAUGGUCAGAUCCGGACGAUCGCGGUGGCUGGGGCAUCUCGCCGCGUGGUGCGGGGUACACAUUCGGCCAAGACAUCUCAGAGACGUUCAACCAUUCGAACGGGCUCACGUUGGUCUCCAGAGCCCAUCAGCUGGUCAUGGAAGGGUACAAUUGGUGUCACGAUCGCAACGUUGUGACCAUCUUCAGCGCGCCGAAUUAUUGCUACAGGUGCGGCAACCAGGCGGCCAUUAUGGAGCUGGAUGACGCGCUCAAGUAUUCCUUCUUACAGUUUGACCCGGCACCAAGGCGAGGCGAGCCGCAUGUGACGCGCAGGACUCCAGAUUACUUCUUAUAAAUCCUCAUGUAUGUCAAUCGCAAUAUUUCAAGAACCUGCUUAUACAUUUCUCUGUUCAAACGCAUAGCAGAUGACAAGUAUGUGUCGCUAUUUGAAAAACUCUUGUGUGUAUUAUUACAGAAAUUAUAUUAUUAAAGAUGGAGUUAUGUGUUAUUUAGGUUCUAAUUAUUAUUUUAUAGUGACUAAUGUUUAUAAGGGUUCAAGCCAGCGUUUACAGUCAACCCUAGACGGCAGAGGGUUGGUCAAACCUUUUAUUUUAGACGAACAAUAAUUUGACACACGUGAAGAUUACUUAACCCUCAAUGAGUCCUCGAAGGUCGACUGUGAAUGUGUGCCUUAGACUUGCAAAUAGAGGCUCUGACUUAGUACAACCAUCGAUUCUGAUUUCUUCAUCUGAUAAAAACCUUCAAAAAUUGACAAUUCCAACCAUGGGCGCCCGCAGGAAUUUUCCUCAUGGGCGAUAAUGGGCAAGAGAUAACUUCUUGUGGAAGUGUACCUGCCUCAAAAAUUUUUCCAGACGCAAAUACUAAAAUUAUACACGAAAUCGUGCUAUUUUAAGGUCCAACCGAAUUCUCAGGGGGGCACGGCCCUUACCUCCCCCCUUUGCGGGCGCCCAUGUUUCCAACAAAUUUACAGUUGUUCCUUAACCUGAGGCAUCCUGUGAGGACGACAUAUUUGCGUCGACAGUUUUGACAGAUGGGAAUGACAGGACAGCUGUCAAAUGUGUUUCUUAUGAUGGCGACUUUGCUAGGCCGCACACUUGAUAACUUCAAAGGUUUCUUCAUUUUGCUGUUUUUCUUAUGGAUGCAAGAAUAUACCCAUUAUGAUAAUAAAGGAUCUCAUACAUGAAAUGGCCUAUUUCUUUUAUAUUUGAAAAGUCUCAUGUCCCAGGUCUCAAGGAGCUAAUAAGAAUGAUAAUAAUAUUCUUUAUUGUCAGCAAAAUUUUAAAAGAAAAACAUAAGCAACGUUAAGUUGACUUAGGCGCUCAUUUAUAGGUGACCCUUAAGUGCUGAGUGUUUAAGUAUUGAUCAACCUUUGCAUUUUGAAUGAGUGGAGAUUUAGAGCGUUUUGUUUUGUUUAAAUUUGUGCAGUUUCCGUGUUUAAAACACUGUGCCCUGGUUCCUUUUUGCCCCCAAGAGAAGAUAAAAUAUUUCGCGUCUCGUCUGUUGAUGAACUUUCUUUUUGCUUCAUUUGCCUUUCUCGUGCGGUUAUGGUAAAUUUUCGAAGAGAAAACUAUAAGAAAAGUUGCUUUAAAAAAAUGAUGGCUCGCAAAGCCACAAGUAAGAGUUGCAAAAUAUGAAUAUAUACACUGGUUUUCUCAGGGCUUAAAAAUUUGCACCACUUCAACAUUAGAAGAAAAAAAAAUGCAUUUUUUUACAACAAAAAAAUGAGAUCAUUGUUUUCUGGUCAUCUCGAUACACACCAUGUAAUUAUAAGAUGAAAAGGAUUUGGAAUACUUCUGCAAACAGGAAGUUGAAAUGGAAUUUAAAAAAAGGAUGUGCCACCUUAAGGGCCGACUAUGAAUGCGUCCCUAGUAAUUAUAACUUUGGUUUAAACCUUCAUUUUUGAGUCUCCAUUUGCUGGUCUAGCUCUAACGUAAUUUCUGAUCUAGAUGCAAGAGUUUUUCGCCAAACAAACCACCCGAUUUUUUCGUCGGUAAUACUAAGAAAUAUAUUUGUCCUGUGCGACCAAAAGAAGCAGACUAUUUACAACCUUAUAUAUUUACUACAUUGUAGGUAUUUUAUGCAUGAAGUUAGUAUAUAAUAUACUCGGUACUCAAUGUCUAAUACAUGAUGAAAGCAUUUCUGUUUGAGUUUUAAAUCUUCAUUUAUCGUGCCGCACUACUUUUCAUCUAAUAUACAGAUUUUGUACAAGUUUGUUUCUCAAAAAACGUUCGUGUUGUCCCAAUUGGCAUCCCUUGCAACUUAUUUGUUUACAAGAUUUUCCAAAAAAAAAAUGCUACUGAAUAAAGUUUGUAUGGCCAGCGAAAAUGAUAGUCGUUUCCCGAUUCCAAAUAUACUUUUUAGGUUAUUAACCUAUCGUGGUUGUUUAGGUUAUGGGCCCAGUAUAAAAAACCUUUCCGCAAACGUCCCAUCGCUGCGACCUGUUACUGGUCAGACUUCCGAGGUUAUGAACCUAUAUUUUUUUGAGGUUAUGGGCCCAGUAUGAUAAAGGUCCCAUGUGCAACCUGUUAAUGAUCAGACCUUUGAGAUUAUGAGUUUGGUGUAUCAUAUCGUUUUUUGAUGUUAUGGGCCCAGUAUGACCAAAAAUACUAAUGCAAAGUUUUUUAUUUACAAGGUAUCCCAGAAAAAUGCUAGUGAAUAAAGUUUGUUUGAAUAGCGAAAAUAAUCGUUUCCCGAUUCCAAGUAUAUAAAUGGUUUAUCGUAGUUUGGUCAAAAAGUUGUUUUUUUUACAGGGAAGGUUUUAAAGCCGCCCAGGCAGAAAAGCUGGUAUAAGACCAGAUACAUGACACAUAAAAUAUAAAUUUUGACUAAACUGGAAUCAUAAAAAAGCAACUAUUGUUUUCAUUAAAAAAAUAUAACUUUAUCGGUAGCAGUUUUUUGAGGCAAAAAAUGUACUGCAAAUAGACUUGUAUAAUUUUUUUUUUCUAAAAGGUCAUACAGAAAAAUUGGAGGGAGAGUCAAUUACAGUGAGACGCUGAGAUGCUAUUCGAAUUAGGUUUUUUUAUAGGCUUCACGGGAACUUGUAUUACAACAUACUAACUGGUCCAAGUUUUCUAAGGCGCCAUAAACGUCAUAAAUAAAAUAUUUUGACUAUGAAUAAUAAUAAAUCACAUUAUUUCUAGCCAAAAUAUCAACUGAUACAAGGUGGUUGAAAGAGCAAUUGCAAUAUUUCUAGAAGUAGAAGUACAUCCAAAAAUAACGUGGAAAGUUCCCAUCAACACGUCCGGAAAUGUCAGGGUGUUGAAAAUUUCUAUGCCAUUUAUGAGACUCGUUAAGGACAAAACGUGAAUAUUCUUCAAAUAACACUGUGGUGAAGGGUGGUAGCUUCCCCAUUAUACAACAUACCUUAUCUUUAAAAACAAUAAUUUUGCAAAAUGUGUUUCUUUUCCUAUUGGUCAAAACAUACCAGUUUCUUCGUCACUGGUGAGCUGCAUUUUUUUAUUGAUUUAUGGCCCUUGUUUAUACGAAAUAUCCAUACUAUUAUUGGACCUGUUUUCUGGUCUAGAAAUAUUGCUAUUUUUUAAUCACCCUUUAUAAAUUGACAUAGUUCUGCGGUAGACUUGAGAGCGAUAAACGCAAAAAUAAAGUUGAUAAAUGUCAAUAAUGAAAUGAAAAUUGACUUCAGCUGAUAGCUUUGAGGCUUGAUUUGAAGUGAGAGGAAGAUUAAUUACAAAUGCUUUUUGAAAAAGAUGUUUUUAAUUUUUGUUCGAAAAUGAUUCGUAAACAUUCAGCUUAGUGUUUUUUAACGCGCAUUUUUACUAUUGCCGCAACUGACAUGAAAUUGUUACUAUUUUUUAGGAUGUGCGUCGUUUUAGUGCAUUUUCAUUAUGUUUCAAGACUGUUCAAUUGCCCCCAUAAAUAAAUUUAUUUCUAACAGA
Molecule: messenger RNA, 5047 nt
Organism: Acanthoscelides obtectus
Lineage: Eukaryota; Metazoa; Arthropoda; Insecta; Coleoptera; Chrysomelidae
Source: the annotation of a GenBank genome assembly